UCAGGUUAUUUGGUAAAAUAUUACAAUGGCUUCAGGCCUGCUUGUUAACGCAAGAUUGGCGAGUGUAAACUUCAUUCGCGAAACCAGUCUGACUGCAAAGCUUGGUUGCGUGCUGCUCAGUUUAUUUUACGCCUUGUCGUAUGUGUUCGACACUCUCAAGCCGCUGGCCAUUACACCGGGAUUUCUUAUACCCCCCAACUUUUGGAUAUGGACAAUAUUUACAUACCAGUUCAUCGAAGUAAAGUUUUUUGUUGUACUCACAAACUUUUUGGUGUUAAUCUAUUCCUCUCAAGUGCUGGAACCGGCAUGGGGCAUGAUUGGAUUUUUAUCGUUUUUCGGAAUCGUAACAGUCCUGUCUGGCUUUCUUUCUGGAUUUUUUUACCUGUCCUGCUACAUGGUUACAAGAAGCCUCGGAUUUUUGUUUGAAGUUAGCAUUCAUGGUAUGGCAGGGUAUACAGCUGGUGUGCUUGUGGCACUUAAGCAGUGUAGGGGGGAUCAGAUGAUAGUAGGCUCUGUUGGACUCUUCAUGAAACACCUUCCGAUUGUAAAUAUCCUCUUGGUUGUGUUGCUCAGAAUAGCAGGCCUCAUUACAGGGAGUUAUGUUGUUCUUGUGUGCUUUGGUACACUUGUGGCUUGGGUGUAUUUACGCUUUUAUCAAGGCCAUAGUAGAGGAAGGGGUGACGCUGCUGAAAAUUUUUCGUUCAAGUCAUUUUUUCCAAAACCGCUCGACGCACCUAUGGGGAUCAUUGCUGGUAUUGUAUACAACAUUCUACUUAAAGUGAAACUUUGCCGGAAAACUUCGUACAGAUAUGAUGUGGGCGCUCCAAGCAAAAUAACGAUCAGUUUAUCUGGAGUUGAUGCUUUGGACGCUGAAAGGAGAAGGAAUAAAGCCAUCAAAGCUCUUGACGAAAGAUUACAAAAAGCUGAGCAGCAACAAAACGAUUCAUCUGAGUGGCCAGAAAUGGAAGACGAUACAACAAACACUGAACCAAGGUCUGUAGAAGACUCAGUAUCCACUUCUUCUGGGUCGUCAAGAUCGGACAUUGUUCGAAUUGAAGUUGAAACUUCUUCGCCGUCUGAUGAGAAUCCGUCACCAUAGAGGUUCCUUGUUUAUUUACGCUAUUUCUAUUUUUAACUAUUUUGUUUUAGACGGUCGGUAUUUUAAUUUUUGCGUCCACAUAAAAAUGUUAGAACAGCGGUCAUGGGCGCCUAACAUGGGUAUGCAAGGUAUGCGUAUACACACUGAAAAUAAAUCAGAGUACCCAAUAAAAAUAUAUAAACAAUGUAAAAGCUCAUCUUACAAACAGGUCCUAAAAUAAACACUAUAGAGUGGUAAUAGUGCAAUGAUGGUUACUUUGAGUUUUCAAAAGUUAGGCGGCUAUGACAGCGGCUGUAGGCAUUAUGUGAAGGACGUACACUUGUAACUAUUUAAGCAGCUUUGGCAUCCACAGUUGCUAGUUGUAAAUGGUAUAUUCGUAUAUUGCAUUAUGUGUAAAUAGAAUGCAGUGCACUUCGUUUUAAAAAAUAGGUGUCUGCUUGAAAUUGGCACUAAUACAUCCUUGCAAGCAACUUAUAUAAAGGAAAUAUCCAAUUUGAUUUUUCUUCCCAGACAAAUUAGUGUCUGUGUGAAGUCCUAUGCUGUUAGACUGAUAACCAAAGUCAGUGUAAACAGUCUUAAAUUGCCUAGGGUCAUUUAGAACAAUAGUUUACUUAUAAGACUUAUGUUUGCAGUUUUAAGGUAAACUCUUUAUAUGUUUUAGACAAGAUAUUACUAACUAUGUGUGUACAAUAAAAACAAAAUCCAGUGGUCUACAAGUUAAUACUUUUUAAUUCUGGUUUAAAAUCUGUACUGAAAGAUUGACUGCACAUAAGUUUAUAACAAUAGUGCCCAGCUGCAGUUGUUCUAUUCCAUUUACAUUCAUGAAUGGUGUCCGUGCUUUUCCUGUGUAAAUACAUUGUGUUAAAACAAUCUUUUGCACUGUACCGUUUAAUCUUUCAAUGUAACUGCAGUGUACAGUGCUUUAAUUUAUAUGGGCACUAACAUAAUUGCAUAUUUAGUACUUUUAGCACGCUUUAAGAAACAUAACAUGUAUAGACCAUAAUUACACCCGUGCCGUAUUUAACACUUCAACAUUUUAAUUUUGUUUAGCGCAAAAAUUUAUAACACAAUAUACAUAUUGAUAUAUAUAUAUUUCAUUCAUUACCCUGAAGUGACAAUUCUUGCUACUUGUUUUCUUGCUUUACUCUGUACCUGGUGAAUAAAAGAGUAAACCAUGUAGUUUCUCAGUCUAUUCAGUAACUCCUGAUACACAACAUAAUGUUUCUAGUUUCUUUAAUUCAGUUUUAAAAUUUGCAACUUUUUUUAGGUAACAUUAAUUUUCCACCUUAUUCUUCUAGAUCGGAAUAAAACAAGGUUCAAUUUA
Messenger RNA from Ciona intestinalis (vase tunicate), 2423 nucleotides. RefSeq names its product transmembrane protein 115-like. Gene Ontology annotation, biological process: retrograde vesicle-mediated transport, Golgi to endoplasmic reticulum. The record is from RefSeq and is a predicted model, not a curated record. Lineage: Eukaryota; Metazoa; Chordata; Ascidiacea; Phlebobranchia; Cionidae. Gene Ontology annotation, cellular component: membrane; Golgi apparatus.